This is a messenger RNA of Oncorhynchus mykiss (rainbow trout), 1482 nucleotides long. The record is from RefSeq and is a predicted model, not a curated record. NCBI's taxonomy places the organism in Eukaryota, Metazoa, Chordata, Actinopteri, Salmoniformes, Salmonidae.
AUGGAGUGGCUCUGGCCCUGGAUCCAAGUGCUGUGCUUUCUAGUGCUCACAGACCUGUUGUGGACUUUACCUAUCUCUAAGGAACAAUGGCCAAGGCUUGAGGACUUGGAACUGGCUGAGGGUUACCUGAGGAGGUUCUACCACAUGAGCCCCAGCAGUGGCCCCCAGCCCCGUAAUAGGAGGGCCACCACCACCUCAGCCCUGGGGGAAAAGAUCAGGGAGAUGCAGGGUUUCUUCAGUCUGAAGCAGACUGGCAGACUGGACCUCCAGACACUCUCUGUGAUGAGGAAGCAUAGGUGUGGAGUGCCUGACAUGGAAAACUACAGCUUUUACCCUGACCAGAUCAAGUGGAAGAAUUCCACCAUCACAUACAGGAUUGAUCAGUACACCCCUGACCUUACACAGGAGGAGGUGGAUACUUCCUUCCGUUUGGCCUUGAAGAUCUGGAGUGACGCGGCCCCACUGAAGUUCAUCAAGGUCAAUCACGACAAGGCAGACAUCAUCCUUUCCUUCGCAAAAAAAACUCACGGAGACUUCUUUCCCUUUGACGGCCCCAAGGGUGUUCUGGCCCACGCCUUCGCACCAGGGGAGGACAUGGGGGGAGAUGUGCACUUUGACGAGGACGAAAUCUGGACGAUGGGGCAUUCCAAGCUAGGUUAUAACCUGUUCACUGUUGCGGCUCAUGAGUUAGGCCACUCCCUGGGCCUCUCCCAUUCCAAAGACCCCUCAUCUCUCAUGUACCCCAACUACAAUUAUUACAUUGGAGCACAGUACACACUUCCACAAGAUGACGCACUGGGAAUCCAGGCGCUGUAUGGUAAGUAGAAAUGAGCAAUAACAUAAUUAUCACAUGGUACAUUUUUGGGCAAGCCAGUCAGAAAACAGGAUCCACCAAACCUUCCUAAGAAGUGCGAUCCCAACUUUUCUGUUGAUGCAGUGGCAGUGUUCGGGAAGGAAAUUAUGUUCUUUAAAAACAGGUACAUGUGGUUGAGGACAACAUGGACGACAUACUGGAACCGCCUGAGAGAGGGCCCCAGCAGCACAUACCUCCCCAGCAUAAACUCUCCUGUGGACGCAGCCUAUGACAUCCCUGCCAAAGGCGUGGCAUAUGUCUUCACUGGUCCUAAGUACUGGGUGGUUCGACAGCUUAAGAUGAAAAGCCACUUUGGCUCCAUAUAUGACUAUGGAUUCCCAGCCAGAGUAAGGAACAUUGACGCUGCUGUUCAUAUCAGUGAAUAUGGAAAAACCUUCUUCUUCAUAGGACACGAUUACUAUAGAUACGAUGAACACAGGCGUAGGAUGGAUCCAGGAUUUCCAAGAAACAUCCAAACAGACUGGCCAGGUAUUGGGAGGAGUGUUGAUGCUGCAUUUGAGUUACAAGGUACUAUAUAUCUCUUCAGUGGAACAAAGGCAUACAACUAUGACUACAGACAGAACCAGGUGCUGAAUCGACUCCUAGCCAAUGCAUGGCUGGACUGCUAA